Molecule: messenger RNA, 222 nt
Organism: Guillardia theta CCMP2712
Lineage: Eukaryota; Cryptophyceae; Pyrenomonadales; Geminigeraceae
Exons: 2
Coding region: 1-222 (73 amino acids)
Source: RefSeq, a predicted model, not a curated record
AUGUCCUCUUUGAAUUCCUUGGAGAAGAGCCAAGAAAGCGAUCGGCGACUUGAUGACGACACCAGCGUCGACGUACACAAGGGCUUCCAGAGCCAGAGACCAGCUCCUGUCGACAUUGAACCAGGUCUCUUCGUGGUUUCUUGGCUGAAAGAUCUGGUCGUUGUCACUCAGCGAAAGUGCUUUGUAGACAUCAACAUACUUAAGACAAAGAUCAUUCUUUAG